AGCAUCAUUACUCCAGUCUUCGGUGUCACAUGAUCCUUCAGAAAUCCUUCUGAUAUUCUGAUUUACAGCUCUGUUACACAUGUUCUUUUACAUGAUCUUAACGAUCUACCUGGCGUUAAACCACUUAACAAAUUCCAUGCUGUUUAGCCGAGGGCACUCAAUUAAUUCUCUGUUACCGAACCCCUUUUAAUUUAACACAGAGAAUUCAGCCGCAGGCAUUUCCUCCUUGCUCUGAACUGUGUCAGAGCAGUCUAGCGUGCUGGAAUAGAUUUUAUGCCUUAACUGCUCCUGGUCCACCUAUUGUUCAAAGAAAUGCAGGAUGAAAGAGGAGCGGAGAGACACUCUGCUUAGGAAACGAAAAGUGCUGCACCUGCUGUCCCAGUGGAGCUCGCUGUGCACAGACCUGCCCCGGGACAACGAGCACGCCAAGCUAUUCCUCAAGACUCUGUACAGAUACGUUCUGGAUGAUCUCUAUGAGUUUCCCUCACUGGAGAAGGAUCUAAAAGAACUUCAGAAACUUCUACGGAUGCAAAGGAGACACACGGUAGAUGAAUACUCUCCGCAAAGGAAGAAUAAAGCUCUCUUCCAUCAGCUGAGUCUAAAGGAGAACUGGCACCCUGUGAGAGGAGCUCAGAGGGAGAGGAAGGAAGUGCUGUGUCGUGUGUAUGUGACCAUAGACUCAUACGUGAGUGUGAGGACCCACAGUGAGGUGUCCGUGCAGGAACUGUUGAGCACUGUGGCUGAAAGGUUCGACUGUGCUGAAGACGACAUGGUGCUGAUGGCCGUCACAUAUCCUGGAGAGAAGGUUCUGCUUCAGUCAGAUCAGUGUGUGUUCUCGUCUUCACUCAGUGCCGCUGAGAGGCUGCACGUCUGCAGAAGAGACCUGACGGAGAUCGUGAGUCCCUUCACUGAUAACAGGCAGCAGAGCUCAGUGAAGAUGCUGAGCAUGAACACGUGGGAUGUAGCCGUGUCGCUCACCAACUGUGACUGGAGUCUCUUUAGUAUCAUGCAUGAGCAAGAGCUGGUAUACUUUACACUGAGCCGAGACGUGAGCGCCGGCCACACGAUGGCGCUGGAGCAGCUGUUGCAGCGCUGCAAUGAGACUCAGCAGUGGGUGAUGACUGAAGUGCUCAUGUGCCCAAACCUCUGCAAACGUGUGCAGCUCUUCAAGAAAUUCAUCAAGAUCGCAGCACACUGUAAAGAACAGAGGAACCUGAGCUCAUUCUUUUCCAUCAUUAUGGGACUGAACAGUCCUGCUGUCAGUCGACUCACUCAGACAUGGGAGAAAGUCCCUGGGAAGUUCAGGAAGUUGUUCUCCGAGCUGGAGAGCUUGAUGGACCCUUCUUUUAAUCACAAAGCCUACAGAGAUGCCUUCAGGAAGAUGAAGUCUCCCAAGAUCCCUUUCCUGCCUCUGCUUCUGAAAGAUAUUACCUUCAUUCACGAAGGCAACAGAACAUUUCUUGACAACCUAGUCAACUUUGAUAAACUACACAUGAUAGCAGACACAUUGCGCAUUAUCAGCCAGUGUCGGACAGAUCACAUGGGGUAUAGGUGUCCAUCAGGAAACAUGCUGUCGCAGAAGGACAGCACAGAAGUGAGAACGUACAUCAAUUACCUACACGUCAUCGACAAUCAACGGACUCUGUUUGAGCUCUCACACAGACUUGAGCCCAGGACAUAAAUGAUGGAAGGACAUGAUGUAUCCUAAAUCCACUUCACAAGACAGGACAGCAUCCUUCUAACUGAAGGCUGUUAUGAGUGAGUCCUCCACUAGAGAGAGACACACUCACACACACUAACCACACAGGAUAGAACAGUAUUGCACAGCCAAAGAAGCAUCCGCCAGUUCAACAGUGUGAAAGGAACAAAGAAGCUGAAUCAUGCAAGACUGUGAAAAAGAAAACUGGCUUCUGAAACAGGAAGAAUUUACAGAACUGUUAUAACAGGAAACAUCACAGUGGAUCCAGUAUUCUGUUUGUUACAGUACAGAAACAUCACGUUGGGAAUUCAGAUGUUUUCAUACACACUUUCACUCUGUAGUGUAGGGCAGAUUUUAUGAGAAAAUAAUAGACCCAUCAUUAUUCCUACGUAGUCCAAUUAAUCUGCAAUGUGAGGUACAUGCACAAAUCACAAAACAAUGUGAUGCCUUGAUCAUGACCAACAAACAGUUUAUAGACAAUCAGAAAAAUAUUCCAAGGCAGCACACUGUAUUUUAGCUGCAGAAUUGCUACCAGAAGCAGGAAGUAGAAGUCUAGCAGAUUUUAAGAUAAAUAAUUGGUUUUAAAUUAUGGAUGUAUUUUAUUGGAAAGGCCAUACUGAAAAUAACUGAGCAGUGGUUCUUACACUAGAUGGUGCUUAAAAAAAGCUAAUAUGUAGAUUUCUUGUAUAAGUUGUAGUUGGACUUGUGAGACAUUGAGCUAUUUAUUACACAACAAGCUUGUCCCUGAUUCAGAAGGGAAAACAAAACAGGUUUUACAUGCAAAGAAAAUCUGUAAUUUACUGUAAAUGUAAUCAGAUGGUCUGAAGGAUUUGGUGACACCAUUGAUUGACCAAUUUUAUAAAGCCUGUGAACUCUGUAAAUACUAAGACUUAAAAUAAAUAAAUAAUAAUAAUAAACAGGCUAUACAGCAAUAGCAAGGUGUACAACUCACCCUCAGAGAGAAAAAAAAAAAUGUUAGCAGUGAUUGACUGUAGCUGCGGUUUGGACAAGUUUUCUUCACUAAGAG
This is a messenger RNA of Carassius auratus (goldfish), 2726 nucleotides long. RefSeq names its product rap guanine nucleotide exchange factor 5-like. Bases 320 to 1681 code for a protein of 453 amino acids. Gene Ontology annotation, cellular component: plasma membrane. Lineage: Eukaryota; Metazoa; Chordata; Actinopteri; Cypriniformes; Cyprinidae. The transcript has 15 exons. The record is from RefSeq and is a predicted model, not a curated record. Gene Ontology annotation, molecular function: guanyl-nucleotide exchange factor activity. Gene Ontology annotation, biological process: Ras protein signal transduction.